AUGCCCUGUCCCAGCUCCUGCCCCCCCGGGCUCUUAGCCCUGAUGGCACCUGGGCUGGCUCUCAUGGCCACUUUCUCUUUGCCCUCCCAGGCCGGGGACAGGAGAGCGCUGCCAGUGGAGAAAACUUCAGGUGUGAGAGGAAGAACUCUCAUUCUCCUUGAUGUCAACACCAAGACCCCUGUCAGGAUAAUCAGUGAGAAUUUCCUCUCCCUGCAGCUGGACCCCUCCAUCAUUCAUGAUGGCUGGCUCGAUUUCUUAAGCUCCCGGCGGCUAGUGACUCUGGCGCGGGGCCUGGCCCCCGCCUUCCUGCGCUUCGCGGGCAAGAGGACGGACUUUCUGCAGUUCCACAACGUGAAGAACCCAGCCAAAAGCCGUGGCGGGCCCGGCCCGGACUACUACCUCAAGAACUACGAGGACGACAUUGUUCGCAGCGACAUUGCCCUGGAUAAGCAGAAAGGCUGUAAGAUCGCCCAGCAUCCUGACAUAAUGUUGGAGCUACAGAGGGAAAAGGCAGCUCAGAUGCACUUGGUUUUGUUAAAGGAGCAGUUUUCAAACACAUACAGCAACCUCACAUUAACAGCCAGGUCUCUAGACAAACUCUAUAACUUUGCUGACUGCUCUGGCCUUCACCUGAUCUUUGCACUGAAUGCUUUGCGCCGAAAUCCCAACAACUCCUGGAACAGCUCCAACGCUCUCAGUCUGCUGAAGUACAGUGCCAGCAAGAAGUACAACAUCUCCUGGGAGCUGGGCAAUGAGCCCAAUAACUAUCGGACCCUGAUGGGCCGCUCAGUGAACGGCAGCCAGCUGGGGAAGGACUACGUUCAGCUGAGAAGCCUGCUGCAGCUUAUCCGUGCUUACUCCAAAGCAAACCUCUAUGGACCCAACAUUGGGAGGCCCAGAAAGAAUGUCAUCGCCCUCCUGGAAGGGUUCAUGAAGGUGGCUGGCAGCACUGUGGAUGCUGUUACCUGGCAACAUUACUACAUUGAUGGAAGAGUGGCCAAAGUGACAGACUUCCUGAAAACACGCCUGUUAGACACCCUGUCUGAGCAGAUCAGGAAAAUCCAGAAAGUAGUGAACACAUACACACCAGGGAAGAAGAUCUGGCUGGAAGGUGUUGGUGCGACCUCGGCUGGAGGCAUGAACAACCUCUCCGAUUCCUAUGCGGCCGGGUUCCUGUGGCUGAACACACUGGGCUUGCUGGCCAGCCAGGGCAUUGAUGUGGUGGUGCGGCACUCCUUUCUUGACCAUGGCCACAACCACCUGGUGGACCAGAACUUCAACCCGUUGCCGGACUACUGGCUGUCCCUGCUCUACAAGCGCCUCAUCGGUCCCAAGGUGCUGGCAAUCCAUGUAGCUGGUCUGCAGAGGAAACCCCGGCCUGGCAGGGUCAUUCGUGACAAGCUCCGCAUUUACGCUCACUGCACCAGCUACCACAAUCACAACUACGUCCGAGGGUCCAUCACCCUUUACAUCAUCAACCUGCAUCGCUCCCGGAAGAAAAUCAAGCUGGCAGGAACACUGCGGGAUAAGAUUGUCCACCAGUACCUGCUGCAGCCCUAUGGCAAGGAUGGGCUCCACUCCAAGUUGGUCCAGCUCAAUGGGCAGCCACUAGCCAUGGUAGAUGACGGAACCCUCCCUGAGCUAAAGCCUCGUCCACUGCGGGCUGGCCGCACCCUUGUCAUCCCCCCUCUGACCAUGAGCUUCUAUGUGGUGAAGAACGUGAAUGCUCUGGCCUGCCGGUACCGAUAG
Messenger RNA from Indicator indicator, 1749 nucleotides. It is a transcript of the gene HPSE2, whose product is annotated as heparanase 2 (inactive). Gene Ontology annotation, molecular function: hydrolase activity, acting on glycosyl bonds. The record is from RefSeq and is a predicted model, not a curated record. NCBI's taxonomy places the organism in Eukaryota, Metazoa, Chordata, Aves, Piciformes, Indicatoridae. Gene Ontology annotation, cellular component: membrane; extracellular matrix. The transcript is spliced from 12 exons. The coding region runs from base 1 to 1749 and encodes 582 amino acids.